ACUUUCUGGGCGCUGCGAACGCUUUGAUUCCAAGCUCGCAGGCCGGAAACGUCGGCGACGGAGCCGCACCGCCGCCGCGGCCCUUUUUCUCCGCCGAGGCCGCGCCGCCGCGCAGACAUGGCCAAGUGGGGCCAGGGGGACCCGCGCUGGAUCGUGGAGGAGCGGGAGGACGGGACCAACGUAAACAACUGGCACUGGACAGAGCGGGAUGCCACCAGCUGGUCCAAGGGGAAGCUCCGUGAGCUCCUGGUGGGCAUCGCUGUGGAGAAUGAGACUGGGCACUGUGAGGUCAGUGAGCUGAAGCAGGUGGAAGGCGAGGCUUCCUGCAGCAGCCGCAAAGGAAAGCUGAUUUUCUUCUAUGAGUGGAACAUCAAGCUGGGCUGGAAAGGUAUAAUUAAAGAAUCUGGUGCAAAGCACAAGGGACUGAUUGAAAUACCCAGCCUGUCUGAAGAAAAUGAAGUAGAUGACACCGAGGUGAACGUGAGUAAAAAGAAAGGAGAUGGGGAUAUACUGAAGGAUCUUAUGAAAACUGCAGGCACCGCCAAGGUCAGGGAGGCCCUUGGAGAUUACCUGGAGGCACUUAAGACGGAGUUUACAAUGGGAAUGAUUUUACCAACGAAAGCUAUGGCAACGCAGGAAUUGACCGUUAAAAGAAAACUGAGUGAGAAUACCUUGCAGAUUCAGACCUCUUCUCCAGUGGCACUGGGUGUGAGGAUUCCCACUGUGGCCCUGCACAUGACGGAGCUGUUUGAUACAGCUGUUGAGCAGCUGUAUAGAAUCUUCACUGUGAAAGAUCUGGUGCAAAAAUUUUCUAAAUCUCCUGCUGUAUUAGAAGCUGAAAAGGGAGGGAAAUUCCAAAUGUUUGAUGGGAACAUCACUGGUGAAUAUAUAGAACUGUUAACAAAUAAAAAAAUCGUCAUGAAAUGGAGGUGUAGGAACUGGCCAGAAGAACACUAUGCAACAGUUGCACUGAAUUUUGUGCCUACUCUAGGGCAAACGGAAUUACAGUUGGACUGUAAAGGAGUUCCUGUUUGUAAAGAAGAGAACAUAAAAUUCUGUUGGCAGAAGCAGCAUUUUGAAGAAAUAAAAGGUUUACUGCAGUUAACCACCCUAAAUGGUUGAAUUAGUUUGAAGAUUUUAUAAGGGCAUUACUUUUUGUAAGCAGAAAAAGUGUCAUUUACCUCUUCCCUGUUACUCCUUUUAAAAAAGAAAACAAGUACUGUUAAUUUGUACUGGAUGAAAUCCAUCAACUUGUACAGAAUCGAAAGCAUUGUCUGAAUCUUUAUGACUAGACUGCACUGAGUUUAAAAGCAAGCAACCUGAAAUUAGGUAUUAACUUUACCUCCUGUAGAUGCUCUUCUGGGUUGAAUCCCUACGCACAGAUGGUUGAAGUGUCCCAAGCUAAAGCUUGUCCUAGCAAGCUUACUUUUAGCUACAGUUUUAGUUCAGGAAGACAAAAAAAAUGGCAUGUUGGUAACUAUUCCUUUAUUUUAUUUAUUUCAGGGUUUUUAAGGUAUGUAGUAGCUCUUAGGUAGUGAAACAAACAGUGGCAUGUCGCACUCAGGAGCAUGUUGACGUGAGGGCGAGCUGGCUGUACCGUUACGCUUCUCCCUGCAGCAGUUAUGCAUUUUGGGGUAAUGAGGAUUGAAAAGUCUACAGGGUAAGUAAGUUGCUUUUUGGACUGCCACUCCACUUCUAAUGAAACAGAAUAGAAUGGAGAAGUGCUUCCCCUCAUUUCAGUUUUCUCAUUAGUUUCAUCUUGAGAAGACUGAAGCAACAUAUGUAAACAAGUAAAAAGUCAUCACAAUCAGUUUAAUUAAGUGCACAGAAUAGCAAUCAGUCAUGUCAAUAAAAAUAAAACAAUUAUUUUUA
Camelus dromedarius (Arabian camel) is the source of this 1872-nucleotide messenger RNA. It is a transcript of the gene AHSA2P, whose product is annotated as activator of HSP90 ATPase homolog 2. NCBI's taxonomy places the organism in Eukaryota, Metazoa, Chordata, Mammalia, Artiodactyla, Camelidae. The record is from RefSeq and is a predicted model, not a curated record. Gene Ontology annotation, biological process: protein folding; positive regulation of ATP-dependent activity. Gene Ontology annotation, cellular component: cytosol. Bases 118 to 1122 code for a protein of 334 amino acids. The transcript has 9 exons. Gene Ontology annotation, molecular function: ATPase activator activity; protein-folding chaperone binding.